CAGCUUCCUCUCGCGCUGUGGGUAGUUGACUUUCCGUCGGAGUUUUUGUAGUUCUGGCCGCGAAUCUGGCCAUCGCCAAGGUAGAGAUUUGAGUUAGGCGCUUUGCUUUCCUUCCGCUAUGACUAAAUUUGCAGACUGCUUCUGGGUAAGUUGUAUUUUGAGUUUACAUGAACGCUCUUACUUAUGCGGAAACAACGAUGUUGAAUAUACUUUCAGUUUUUAUGCCGUGAUAGGUCAACUCUUUCGACUUGAAUCUGUUUGAAGAUAUGGCUACAUGUGCCUUUUGUAUCGAACCCUAAAAUUUCUCCGAUUUCCUAUUAAUUGAAACAAUUAGCAGAUCGAAAACAACAGCGAUCAAAAUUGAGCCCAAAAGCUUUUCAUUCAUGAUCGCGAAGAAGAGCUAAUACAAUUGUUUUGCUUUCGCAUUCUUCUACUUCGGCUUAAUUAAAGAUUUGUGUUUGUUUGUUUGUUUGCUGCUCCGAUAGAAAUCAGUUUACAAUGAAACCAGAUGAAGGCCUUCGCUGUUGAUAGAAACUGUCUGUAAUUUGUUUAUGUACCGAUUGAAGGAAUUCGAUCGUUAAUUGAGGCGAUACACGGGCCACAAAUUCACUUUGAUUCACAAAACGGAUAAUGAUUGACUCUGAUAGUAGAAAUAAUGAAAUGAAAUUUCAAUAAUUUCUUGUUUUAUCACUAUUUUGUCAUGAAUAUUCUCAUAGUGAUAAUAUUUACUAUGUUACAACUGAACCUGAAGACCCCAUACGUCCACAACCACCUGUGCCGGUACGUGGCAUAAUAUUAAGCCACUUUCGGAGAGUUUUGGGAAGGAAAAAUGAGUCUUAGCUGUUUUCGUGUCAAAAUAUUCAUUGCGAGGGGUGUCUACCUAUAAAAACAGUGCGGAACUGAGAUUUUGUGCAGUAUGAGAGUAUGAUUUAUCAAAAAUUUGCAUGUGGGGACAAAAAUUAUUUUGUUCAUGUGCAUGAGAGUAUCACGGGAUCAUCAGUCUUGCAAAUUAUUUACCAGUGCUACUCAUUUUAAUCAACCAAGCAGCUGAAUUUUCACAGAAACGAUCUGUUGCUACAUGCUCAGUUGAAUACUUGUAGAAUGACUUCUGCUCUAGAGUAAAAUAAACUCCAUACAAACUGGCACUUGUUAAAUCAACAUGAUUCCUUGAAAUGGGUUGAUGAAAACUUCCAUACAGUCACCUCAAAUAAUCUAUUUAAAAAUAUGUAUUAGUAAUCACAUGAUUUUGAGUGCAAUUUGAAAUGAUAAAAACCAACAAAAUUACACGAGCCUGUAGGGCGAGUGCAAUUUGUGGUCUUUGAAAAAACUUACAAGUGCUUAUUUAUUGCAAAUUGCAUGAGAAAAAUCAUGUCAUUAUGUAUUAAUAAUAUGAUGAGAUAGCUUAUCAUAAUAAGGCAGAAGCAAAGCACACACAUCAAGUGCAAAAAUGAUUUAUUCAAACCCUACAAGUGCCGUCGUGCAUUCGGUCAAAACAACCACAUACGAUCAAAACAAUGGUACGCAAUGAUAUUUUCACAUCUCUAAGGCACAAGAAAGUUCAAAGUAGGGCUGAACAGUUCUAGGAAUUGUUCAGUCUGAUUUGUUACUUCUUUGCACUGAAAUAACCCUCUUCUGCAUUGAAUUACCUGAAAACUGCACUUAUCAUAACCAAUCAGAACUGAGUAAUUUCUUCAUGUAUCUUAUUAGUCUUGUAAUUUUAAGCAUUAAUUUCAUAUUGUCCUGCUUGAGAAGAAUUAACUGACAACUGAACCAAAAGUCCUUUGUUUACAAGUAUAAUGCACAUGAUAAGGAUAUCUCAAAAACUGAAAAAAAUAGUCAACAACUUUAAUCCUGAAAACAGGUCCAAAAGGCAUGUUGUGUUAUAUUGUAUUUUCAAUAUUGAGACAAGGUAAUGCCCAGUCUAGCUUAAAGCUGGUUUUAAUGGGUUCAUGUAUAAACAUAAGAAUUCUGUGAGCUAUAUUCUUUACUAUUUGCAAAAAGGCUUGAACCCUUAACCUCCUGCAUGACAGUCCAGCACUCUAAAAUGUGAGUCAUACAUAUGCUAACUGUUCUUUGUUGUCAAAAGCAAUGGUUUGGCCUUAUAAAAAGGGUGGCUUUAAUUUCUGGGGAUGUCAGAAACCUCUUCUCUAAAAGGAGGAUACUUUAUAUUAAAAAUUCAAAGUUACAAACUAUCAGACUGAUAUUUACAAUAUUUUAUUUCUCCCAUUAUCUAAAUUGCAUCUGUCCAUUUCUGACUCUCACAGGGAACUGAUUUUAACAGCACUGCUGGUUUUGAUGCUUUGUGCAAACGCCUCAAGGAUGGAAAACAAAUGUGCCUGGAUUUUGAAGAUUUUAUAAGACAAAGGUAGUGUACAAAGCACUAAACAUGACCAUAAUGACCACAUCCCUCACUGUAACUCCACAGAACUAAGAAAUAUAAACAAUGAGCAUGUAAUUUGUAAAUUUGUGUGUUUUGUGAUUUUGAUAGGACAUACACUUUGCUGACAAGAAGCUUGUAGGUUUCUAACUACAACUGCAAUCUGUUCUAUUUGUUUUUAUUGCUUGCUUGUAUUGAAAUUAAUUCAGGGGCUAAAUUGGUUGACAGUAAGUCUGCAUUUUGUAGAUAUGAGGUACACAACACUAGCAAAAAAAAUAUUUAUAUUGCAGGGCAGAUGCUGAGGAGAAGUAUGGCAAAGCUUUGAUGAGACUUGCUGAAAAUGCUAAAGGCAGAGAUGAAAUUGGGUAAGGAUGAAAUAUUUAAUGGGCAUAGGUUUACCCACUAACUACUUAAAAUGUUAAUCAGGAAGAAUUUAUGACAGGAAAUUCAUAAACCACCACCUUACUUAUGGCUACAGAACCAAAUGACUGAGAGCACUUGAGCUUAAUUCUGCUAAGCAAACAGGUGCAACUGUCAACAGAUGAUAAAAACAUUUAAACUUUGUUUAGGUUUGUUGUUGUCUAGGCAGAUGUGAUUUAGAGGAAGUGAUCCCUCCAGUUUUAUCGCCUCUUUUCAGAUCCAUAUAUAAUGAUGCAACAUUCACUUUGUUUUGCAUCAGUGUAUAAAUCUAAAAAAAAAGUAAAAUAAAAUAAAAGUCCCAGUGAAAAGUUCACUGAACAAGCAAACUGUCCCAGUACCUGUUGCAAUAUACCAUGUUUACUUUGCACCCUGAGGAACACACUAAGUUCUAUUAUAGCUAAACAUCAAUUGAAGUAAAGGCAAAUUGGUAUUUUUUAGGACCCUCAGAGAAUCUUGGGAGGUCAUCAAAACAGGUACAACUAACAAAGUGUAAAUAUUUAAUAUCUGAUUGUUUAGCGCACUUGAGCUAUUGCAAGUGGAAGUCUGUCAAACUAUUGCCUUUUCAAGUUAGUUGUUUAGGAAAUAAGAUACUGAAGAAGAUAACAGAACUACUCUAAAAAGCUAUCUACCUGCUAAUGGUAGCCAGCAGCUGCAAGGACUGAACAUAGAAAUGAAGCUCACAAAGCAUUUUGGUGUAAGUCAUCAUCUUAACUUCAAUAUUUGUUUUGUCCCACAGAGACAGAGAACAUUGGGAAACUGCAUUUAGCUCUAUCCAAACAACUGAUUGAAGAGCUGGAAAGCUGUGUCAGGAAAUUUAGAGAAAUGCAGCGGGAUAAAAGGAAAAAGGUAACAUAAAUUAUUAUGAGUGAAAUAACUGAGAGGUUUCAGAUUGAGGGUUGCAAAUAUUCGAAGCAAACGAGAUCAUGACAGCCAAUCAGAACCAGGGAUUAUAUAUCAAGGAGCCAAUUAGAACCCUCAGUUUGAACAUGAAAAACUCUUAUGACAUAGGAAAAUCUAAGUGGGCAAGGUUUCACUGGAUUAAGGUCCCCAUGUAAGAACUAAGUAUCAAGAAUUGAGAGUCGAUGAUGGAGGGUUAAGAGACUGUCAGCUCACUUUUGAAGGGUUCUGUCCUUUGGAAUAUACAAUUGAUUGAGGAAAUGGUUUUAUAUUUUUUAAUCAAUAUCACAGCAAAAUAAAGUAAAUUAAAGUAGUGAGGGAUUCAAUCUUCACCUGAAAAUUGCUACAGGGAGCUUCUGACUUGUAGAAUUCAUGAGCAAAUUGACUUUUACAAUUGCAUGUAUUUUAAGCUAGCUAAAUCCUGCAAAAUGAUAUGCAUUAUCAUGCUUACAGAAAGAGAAUACAAGUAAGUAGGUUUAGAAAUAUUGGGAAAAGUUCAUCAAAUAAAUGAAACAAGAGUGGAAGGCAAAUAUGAGAAAAUGUUUGGGAAGUAAUGUCAGACAGAGUUUGAAUGAAAUGAACAGAAACAGAUAACUGAUUGGGGGACUCUUUUUGAGAAACUAACAAUUUUAAAUAGAUUAGUUGAAAACAAUAAACCACUUUGAAGAGGAAGACUAUACCAAUCUGCUCUACCCAAUCAUUUGAGGAACAUCUAUUUCGAAAGCUUGGAUUGAUUGAAUAUGUACUAUGAUUGAGAAAAGGUAAAUAUCUUACUGCAAAAACUUGGAUAACAAUUUAUCUCUUAUAUUUGCACUCAUUCCAAGAGUAAUUUUGACUUGGAGGUGUUCAGCAUCUCAAAAAGACAAGUAAUCUUUGAUAUAUGCUAUGCUAAAGUCAUUGAAGAGUAAAUAAGGUCCAGAAGUUUCAACCAAAUUUGAAUGCAGUCUACUUGUAAUCUGUGAUCCCUCACAUAAGGGUAUCUUACUGUGGUCUCUUCAUGUUGUUAUUAACUUGUAAUUCUUUAAUAACACCCCCUGGUGUUCUCCAUUGAGAGCCCUGUCUAGAGGUUCAAGUAUCCAAGAAGCCCUGCUCUAAAACUCACCCCUCGUUCCUCCUACUUCUUCACAAAAACUCUUUCAAAGUGGUUUGAUUGUUAUUCAAUGGGGCUAGGUACUGUUGAAGUACGAAAAAGCCUAUCUUAGAUUCUGGGCCUUUACCUAUAAAUACAUAUGCAUAUUCUGUACAUGGUGUACAUGGUAUACAUUGAAUCUGGGUAACAAUAUGCCACAGUCCAGUCACUUGCAAGUCUUUGCAAGUCUUUGCGAAGAUUUUAUUUUCAUUACAGGAUACUGUAAAACUUUCAAUAAAGAAACAUAUAGUAUUAAGUCUGAACCCUACUUGUUUUUGUUUUAUGAAGGUGGAAGAAUCAGUGAAGAGAGCUCAACGGAAUAAGAAAAACUGUUUUGAUUUAACUAGUAGAGUAAGUGUGCAAAUGCAUGGAGCCUUCAUUUUAUAUAUCCCCUCAUCUGCCAUGCAACCUCUAUCAGUAGGUAGCUUGAAAGUCAUUUCAUAUGCAGAAGAAUACCAUCAUGAGAUUUGGUGUGAACAGUAGACAUUUCUUGUAUAAAUGCAUGCACUGGUACAUUUUAUUGAUGUUAAAGACAUCUACAUGUUUUUGUUUCCAGGUCCCUCUUGUUAGUGUCUGUAUUAAAGAUGAAUGUUUUAUUUUCUAAUGUGUAGCUAAAGAAGACCUAUGAGCAGAAAUGCCAUGAUGUAGGCCUUGCAGAGGAAGCUCUACAAAGAUCUGUAUCACUUGCCAGCAAAGAUGAGGAAAAAGUUAGUUUUACAUAAAAUUGAUUUUCUGUGAUAAUACAUAUUUAUUUUGCACAUUUAGGAUCUUUAUAGAGCUUUUUGGGAAAUUAGCUAUCAAAAAUGAUGCAUAAUAAUAAGUAUUGGGAAUAUAUUAUGUAUAUACAAGGUCUUUAUACCCUCACAAUGCCAGAAAAUGAUUGAAAUAACCUACAAAAGUGAAAACAUACAGUAUGUACUUUUCAAGAGUUCUUUGUGACAUGACAUUAUUGUGACAUGGUUUAUUUCUUUGAUGACAAGUUAUUUGUUUACCAGGCGUUGCUUGCUUUGAUUCUUUGAAAUUCCACCAAUGAUUGGAGUUUCACCUUAUACAACUUCUGUAUGGAAUUUGAAAACUUACAUCUGCAGAACCCAAAUCUACAAUGUCUUGUGCUUUAAUUUAUAUUUAUGGUAGCUUAGUGAAUGAAAAGUGUGGUGCUUAAUUGGCAUCAAUUUAGUUAUUCUUCAUUUUUUCUUUUACAGUUGAGGGUCAAGCUUGGGCGAGCAAAAACUGCCGUAGAACAAGCAGGUACAGUGGAGCCCUUGAAUACCUGAACUUACACUGAAUACUUAUUUUUAGCUUAUCUUCAAUCAAAGACAGGAAAAGAUGUGGUAGCGUAGCAGUUAAUGCACUUUACUUGAAUACUGAACUUACACUGAAUGGUUUUGAUUUUCUUGCAGAAGACUGACUCUACUCUUAUCUUCAAUCAAAGACAGGAAAACCAGAUGUGGUAGCGUAGCAAUUUGUUUGAAUGAUUCACUGUAAUUCUUCCUCAUCGGUUCGAGAACUGGUCCAAGAUUUCUACCGAGACAUAGAACAAAUCAGGUUGCGUUUUUCUUUAUGAGUUCUAUUUUGAUAAAUGAAGACUUGACUGGUAAAUCAUUCAUAUAUUCCGAUUACGAAGUCACAUUGGUAAUGCAUAUUGGGAAGGUCCAGUGGCGAUCGCAAACAAGAAGUUUGGUCAUUGGUAGGAAAAGAGCUAUUGAAUUGAAGCCUAUUAUUUAAAAUAAUAAACCAAAAUAGAAAAACAAAAGGAUAACAAACUAAUGAGGCUUUCUCAAAGCUGGAUGGGCUUUUUGACGCGCACGAUUUUUUUUAUUCGCAAUUGCAUGCGAUUUUUUGCGCAUUUAAUUCGCGUUUUUUGAUUAACGUAUACGCGAGCGGUACUGUAGCUCCAUUGCAGACUUUUUUUACAUUCUUUGUUGAAGACAAGUGGAUUGAUCAAUGCCUGAUAAAAUGAUUAGUUUGAUUAGGAAUCAUUGUUUUUCAAAAUUUGACUUAUCCAUAAACUGUAUAUUAAUGGUGUCUAAAUUUUUUUCCUUUGUGUUGAUUGGUCAUUCAUUUGUGUUUAUUUUUGUCAUUCACUUAUUUAUUUACUUGACAUCAUUUCAUUGCCGUUGUCUCACAAGUGAGUUUUUCAAUAAACUGAAUAGAAUGGUGUUCUCUUACCACUCUGUUUUUCACUUAAAUUUUUUUAAUCACACGCAGACACUGCCUACCAAAACUCUGUGCGAAGCCUUGAAGAUGCACGGGUGAUGUGGGAGAAAGAAAUGGAACAGUGCUGUAAUGUAUGUGUAAUAGUCGUUAUAUUUGUACACUGCCAGUGAUUCUGUUCAAAUAAGUUUAACUUUUCGGGAGCUAACAUCACAAUGAGAUAUUAAAACUCAAAAUGGAAACAAGCAAACCUCUCGAAGUACGGGAAAACACAAAUGUCUCUGGUUGGUUCAAGUUUCACUUCUGGAUGGUUCAAAGGAUGGGGUGAGUUAAACCAAUCCCAUGGGGAAGUAGAGCGAAAAACAUGGAAUGCUAGAUCAAGUUCAACACUCAGUUGAAAAGUGGUCUAAAAGUUAAGUUAAGAGCACUUGAUUAGUUCGAAUCUGUAAGUACUGUAAAAUGAUGUACCUGUAACUAUUCAUACUGACAGGAUACAAUUUUCGAUUUAGUUAUUUACUAAACAUGCCUUUUUUUAAUUUUCCAACAGCUUUUUCAAACCCUGGAAGAAGAGAGAAUAUCGUUUUUGCGUAACGCAAUGUGGGCCUAUGCCAACACAAGUUCAAUGAACUGUGUCAAGGUGGACGAGGUGAGCAAACACCCAUGAUAUGUCAGUCAAUCUCUCAAUCAAUCGAGUAGUCAAUCAGGUUGUCGAUCAAUCGAGAAGUCUUCAUUUAUCGCAGAGGGGGGGGGGUGGGAAAUUCUUUUAAGGGGAAUGGAGGCGGGGGGACUAGUCGUCGCUGACAGAGUAUAAAAGAGGGGUGGAGGCUGUAAAAAAAUUGACUGUCAAUGAGGUGGGAUUAUUAUGAUACCACAGAUUCUUAAGGGGGGUCAGGUACAUUUUAGUGGACGCAACCGUAUUCCUUUGACUCCCUUCUGUUCCUGUAGUCGUUAAACCAAUCAGUUCACAUGCCUAUCCAUUAAUCAGCAAGACAACAAGCAAUCAUGAACCAACCAACCACCUAGGCCGGUCAAGAGAAAAACAAAUCAUUUAAAGUAAUUCAGUCAUUCAGAUUAAGGGGGUUCUUAGAGAACAGAUAUCAGCUACAGUAAAAAUGCCUUUAUGAAAGUUAAGGAUACCGAAAAUUAUCGAGUUCUCUUUAGUCCAAAAUUCUGCCAGAGGAACUUAAUUUGUGUAGCUGGUGGUUUGAGGGUGUUCAAUGCAGAUGAAGGCGGCGGCUUGCGUUUGAAAUUUUCAUUUUUCUCGUCGCGUUGUCUCUCAGGAGCAGCUUUCCCGCUCUAAACUCCCACAAUACGACCAGCUACGUAGGCUAAACGUAACUUAUCCCCGUUUGUUUUUCACUAUCUUCCGGUGUCUUUAGCCGUAAGCAGUUAUUUGCGUAGUCUGCGCAUGCACAUCGAUGUUGUGAACGUUUCGUACACUUUUAGACUUGCGAAGAAAUGCGGAAAAGUCUGGAGAACUGUGCAGUAGAAUCCGACAUUCAUCUUUUCGUUAGUAUGAAGAAAACGGGAUCUGAUAGACCAGGUAAUUUAAACUACUUCCAGCCACUGUCAAUAAUAACGACGGGAGGGUUCUGCCUCUCCAGAAAUAUCAACGACAUGUUUCGAGGUGAACUUUUACCGUAAAGGAAAAAAAAGCUGCUUCUUUAUUUGUUUUUUGUUCUCAGUUAUAAUAAGGGACUCCCCAGUUACUGAAAUAGCCCACAGCACAGCCUUCGUUCUUGAUCCGAAAUUUACGCUUCAAUCAAUGGGAGAAAUAUUCGUUCUUGGUGACCUUCUAUUGCCCAGUAACUUUUAACAAAAAAUUUUCAAUUUUGAUUUUUUCCUUUUAACCUGCGAACUGGGCUGUUUUUGCCAAAAACAAUGAUUUUUCCCUCGGCUUGUCUGUGAAUACAUGUAGUGGCCAAAGAUGUUUAUUUUACGGAUUAUCUCUCCUCUAAUCGAUAAAGAGAUGUGUUUUUAUUUUUGUCUUUAGUGCGUAUAGAAUAUGAGAACUAUUAUAUGGCGCAGUCAUCGGCAAAAGUCGUGUCCCCCAGUAGCAAUGUAAACAUAACUGGGCCUGUAGCAGGUACCUUCGUGCAUUCGAAAGACACCAAUAUUGUGCAGCCGUCCGUGGGUACUCCGAAAUCAUUGAACCGCCGUCCUCCUAUGCAACUCCCUGAUAUUCCUCAUCAAGGUGAGAUAUUCAAUACAUUGUUCACGUAAAUCUCUCGGGAUUCCAAUGGUUUCUCCCUUUUUUAAUGUACAGUGAAGGCUUCUUCCUCUAAGAAGUCCCUUCGUGCUGGUCCUACCUACGAAUUUAUCAGUGAUAUUACAAAGUUUAUUCGUUGAGUUGUGAGUUGUUAACUACAGAUCUCUUUCCCUUCGUAUGGGAAAGUCUUUAUUCUGUGUGCUUGAAGCCAGGGAGCAGUCAACUGAAGUUAUCGUGCAAUAAUUCGUAGAUCAAUCUAUCAUUUAGAAUAAGAAAUAAAAUAAUGGGGGUUGCGAUUGUGGCUUAAGGAGGUUUGGUUUAGCUUCAAGUUUUCGGGAUAUUGUUACAGUUUCGUGGGCAAGAACAUUAUUUAAAAAUGCUUGUCUGAGGUUGAGAAUGCUGGUGACAAUUUUCAACGGCGUGGAGAUAGCACACAUAGGGGCCUUGAUAAUUCUUGGUGACAUGCGAAAGCCAAAAUCAAAAAUUGUGGCCAAUCAAUGUUUCAAGAUUAUUUGCAAUGUUGAAGUGAUAAGAUGUGCAAAUGUCAAAAGGCUAACUUAGAUAUGGCAUGUUGUGCUCAAAAGGGGUUCAAAGUGGGAGGUAGAGGAAAUUUUGGUAAACGGAUGAUACUUCCAAAGGAGAGUGUCUCUUCGUUUCCAACAGUACUCUCAUAAUUAACCAAUGAAAAAUAUCUUUGAUUACUUGUUUUUUAGAAUCUCUAGAUGAAUCGAUGUAUUCCAGUGUGGACCAAAAGAAACAACCAAACAAACAGAACGAGGCCAAAUUUUACCGUGCGGCUUUUGAUUAUGACGCACAGGGAGACCAGGAAAUAUCAUUCAAGGCUGGAGAUCAUGUAAAACUAAUUUACCACGAGGAUGACACUUGGUGGUGUGGAGAAGUACAAGGAAAAAGGGGAAUGUUUCCAAAAGAUUUUGUCGAAGAAAUCAACCCAUGAAGUAUGGCCAAGGAAGUCAUACCAAUAAUAGAUAGUUUUAAUUCCCUUGUCAGUUUUAAGUGAAGAGAGAUGAGUAAAGCUGCCAAGAAUUACAUUCUUGAGACCAAAACUAUAGACUAGUUGGGUUCCAAUCACACUUGAGUUUACAAUUUUCUUUAUAUGAAGGGCAAGAAUGUUCCCGCUUAGCAUCUUUGACAUCUAUCUGUAAAGAAAGAAGAGCCUUAUUUGUCAGACAUCUUUUUCUUUCUGGUUUUCCAUUGUUAAUGAAUUUUGUAAGGAGCGACAAUUACCUAGUUUUUUAAUAUUUUAUAAUCGCUAAACUUUUUGAAAUAUAGAUAUUUUUCUCUAUUGAUAUCGUAGCAAAUAAUAAUGAAAUAUAGGAAUGAAAUUUUGAAUGGUGCUUUUGGUUACAAAACAAAUUCGCCGACUUUUGCCACCAAUUUGGACGGCGGUAAUUUCAAACGGCUCAGAGCCGUCAGUAAUCAGUAAUACGAGACAUUUCUCGUAAACGUAACUAGCGCCUGAUUGGUUUAGUGCGUAGGGAACGUUCCUUGCCAAUAGCCAAUGUAUAUGAAAAUGUUUAACAAUGUGCUGCCAGUAUGCUAAUGUCUAAUAAUCAGGUCAUAUAGACUCUAAAAAUGAAUAAAAGCCAAUAAUUGUAAUGGUUUUAAAACAAUUAAAGCAGAAAUAAGGAAAAGUUUACAAAGUUUAGUACAUGUAAAGCUUGAGUUUAGAAUAUUGAUUCUUGAAUUGUUUGCAGUCACUCCAGAGUCAAUGCGGACAUUAAGUGGGGAGGUGACCGGAAUAAAAAUGUAAUCUCCAUU
Pocillopora meandrina is the source of this 10965-nucleotide messenger RNA. Lineage: Eukaryota; Metazoa; Cnidaria; Anthozoa; Scleractinia; Pocilloporidae. The record is from the annotation of a GenBank genome assembly.